UCAACAAAACAGGAAACAUCCGUCAUGGACUUGUGGUACCUUUACGAGUGGAUCGAUAUCAAAAGUAUUUUGAUAUUUCUGUGUGUGUUUUUAUUGCUGGGUGAUUAUAUAAAAAAUAAAGCACCAAAGAACUUUCCUCCUGGACCCUGGUCUUUGCCGAUAAUAGGAGAUCUUCAUCAUAUCGAUAAUAGUAAGAUUCAUCUUCAGUUCACAAAGUUUGCAGAAAGAUAUGGCAAUAUUUUCAGCUUUAGACUUUUUGGACCAAGAAUUGUGGUGUUGAACGGGUAUAACUUGGUCAAAGAGGUGUAUAUAAAACAAGGAGACAACCUCGCUGAUCGACCAGUGUUACCACUAUUUUAUGAAAUCGUUGGAGACAAAGGUUUAAUUCUUUCCAGCGGAUAUAAAUGGAAGCAUCAGAGGAGAUUUGCACUCUCGACUCUUCGAAAUUUCGGAUUGGGGAAGAAAAGCCUGGAGCCAUCUAUCAAUGUUGAAUGUGGCUUUCUGAAUGAGGCCAUCUCAAAUGAACAAGGUCGACCCUUUGACCCUCGCUUACUUCUGAACAAUGCUGUCUCAAAUGUGAUCUGCGUGCUGGUGUUUGGUAAUCGAUUUGACUACAGUGACCAUCACUUCCAGACUCUGCUGAAGAACAUCAGUGAAGCUGUGUAUCUGGAAGGAAGCAUCUGCAAUCAACUUUACAACAUGUUCCCAUGGCUCAUGGAGCGACUGCCUGGACCACAUAAGACAAUUAUUACUCUGUGGCGGAAGGUGACUGACUUUGUUCGAGAGAAGGUGAAUGAACACAGAGUGGAUUAUGAUCCAUCAAAUCCUCGAGACUACAUUGACUGCUUUCUAACUGAGAUGGAAAAGCUCAAAGACGACACAGCUGCAGGGUUUGAUGUGGAGAACUUGUGCAUCUGUUCUCUGGAUCUGUUUGUAGCAGGAACUGAGACCACCUCCACCACUCUGUACUGGGGUCUUCUCUACAUGAUAAAAUAUCCUGAGAUACAAGCUAAAGUUCAGGAGGAGAUUGAUGCCGUUGUUGGAGGCUCAAGGCAGCCAUCUGUAUCAGACAGAGACAACAUGCCCUACACCAAUGCUGUCAUUCAUGAGAUACAAAGGAUGGGAAAUAUAGCCCCAAUAAAUCUGGCCAGGAGUACUUCAGAAGACACCCAGAUAGGAAAUUACUCUAUUCCAAAGGGCACAAUGGUGACCAGUAAUUUGACAUCAGUGCUGUUUGAUGAGUCUGAGUGGGAGACGCCUCACUCUUUUAACCCGGGUCACUUCCUGGAUGCUGAGGGCAAAUUCAGGAGGAGAGAUGCCUUUUUACCUUUUUCUCUAGGAAAGAGAGUGUGUCUUGGGGAGCAGUUGGCGAGGAUGGAGCUCUUCCUCUUCUUUUCCUCUCUGCUGCAGCGCUUCACUUUCUCUCCACCAGCGGGUGUGGAGCCCAGCCUGGAUUAUAAAAUGGGGGGCACACACUGUCCUAAGCCAUUUAAACUGUGUGCAGUUCCACGCUAAAUUAAGAAACACUCAUGCAAACCUUUC
Molecule: messenger RNA, 1542 nt
Organism: Danio rerio (zebrafish)
Lineage: Eukaryota; Metazoa; Chordata; Actinopteri; Cypriniformes; Danionidae
Gene: cyp2p8
Product: cytochrome P450, family 2, subfamily P, polypeptide 8
Cellular component (GO): membrane
Molecular function (GO): oxidoreductase activity, acting on paired donors, with incorporation or reduction of molecular oxygen; monooxygenase activity; heme binding
Source: RefSeq, marked provisional